Molecule: messenger RNA, 4739 nt
Organism: Salarias fasciatus (jewelled blenny)
Lineage: Eukaryota; Metazoa; Chordata; Actinopteri; Blenniiformes; Blenniidae
Gene: hgfa
Product: hepatocyte growth factor a
Exons: 18
Coding region: 146-2314 (722 amino acids)
Biological process (GO): proteolysis
Molecular function (GO): serine-type endopeptidase activity
Source: RefSeq, a predicted model, not a curated record
CGCAAACUUUGAGUCAAAAAGGGGGUUGAACCGAGGACGUGUGCGCGAGGAGGGCGAGUCCUGCUGGUCAUCCUCAGCUUCUCUGCACUUCAAACGAGUCGCUCACUUAAUCCCGGAUUGUAACCUGCUGCACGCGCCCAUAACCAUGAGGACAAACGUAUGGAUUUACCAAGCUCUGCUGUGCGUGGUGGUCACUCUCGUGGACACAGGUUGUUGUAAAAAGUCUCAUCAGUUAUUGCAGAAGUAUGAGAAGACGGAGAGCCACAUGCUGGUUUGCACAGACUGUCCUCAGCCCGCACUGGUCCGGAAGAGCCGCUCGCAGGAGCACUGCGCUCGAAAAUGCAAUAAGGUCAAGAAAAACUUCAGCUGCAGGGCUUUCAACUUUCAAAGGCACAACAGGAAAUGCCACUUGCUUCCUUUUGACCGUUUCACCCACGGUGUGCAGAAGCAAGCCAACAUCAACUUUACUUUGUAUGAAAAAAAAGAUUACGUUAGGGAGUGUAUCAUCGGAACCAAGGACAACUACAGAGGGAGGAGGUCUUGGACCAAGUCGAACAUCACUUGCCAAGCUUGGUCGGAUAAUAACAUCAAUGAACACACGUUCUAUCCCGAUCGGUACCCGACGCAGGACCUGAGGGAGAACUUCUGCCGGAAUCCCAACAACGACCCCGGUGGUCCGUGGUGCUACACCACAGACCCCAACGUCCGAGCCGAGGAGUGUGGCAUACCUCAGUGUUCAGAAGAAGUCUGCAUGACUUGUAAUGGGGAGAGUUACCGGGGGAAAAUGGACCAUACAGAGAGCGGCAAGGAGUGCCAGAGAUGGGACUCAGCCAGACCUCACAAACACCGCUUCCAGCCCAAAAAGUACCGAGACAAAGAUUUAAGGGACAACUACUGCCGUAAUCCGGAUAAUCGUCUCCGUCCGUGGUGCUACACCAUGGAUCCCAAGACUCAGUGGGAGUACUGCAACAUCACUGUGUGUGAUUCAGACCCCAGUGAGGAAUCCGAUGCGAACGUCACGACGUCCUGCGUCCAGGGAAAAGGCGCCGAUUACAAAGGGACGAUGAAUGUCACUCCAGAGGGCGUGACGUGCCAGCGCUGGGACUCGCAGUUCCCGCAUAACCACACUUUUCUCCCCCAGAACUUCCAGUGCAAUGUGUGUGUGUGUUACAGAGAUCUGAGAGAGAAUUACUGCCGUAACCCCGACGGCGCGGAUUACCCAUGGUGCUUCACGACAGACCCUAAUCAGAGGAGAGCAAACUGCACCCACAUCCCCAGAUGUGAUGCAGAGGCCUCACAAAAAAUAGAGUGUUAUGAGGACAAUGGAGAGAUGUACCGCGGCACUUUAUCCAUAACUCGGUCUGGGAUUCCCUGUGCGGACUGGUCCCAUCAUAUAACCAGUGGGGAUUCUCACUCUACAGUAUCCUCUGUAGGGCUGGAGAGGAACUACUGCAGGAACCCGGACAGGGACAAACACGGCCCCUGGUGUUACACCAACCCAAAUAACCGCCUGGCCUGGGAUUACUGCAAACUGAAGCACUGUGAAUCAUCUACAGUGACUCCCCAACCAACCAGUCCGACAAGGCCCAAGAUAUCGUGCUUUGUGCAUAUAAACACCAGAAUAGUCGGAGGACAUCAAGUGCGUGGCACGGAUGGCAGCUGGGUUGUAAGCAUCCAGAGAGAGAAGGCUCAUAUAUGUGGUGGCUCGCUCAUCAGGGAAGACUGGGUAUUGACUGACCAGCAGUGCUUCACAUCCUGCGUUCCAGAUCUGCGGGACUACAGCGUGCAGGUCGGCCUGCGCAACCUGAGCCAGUCUUCCAGCCACCCCAGGCUGCGCAUCUCCCGACUCAUCUGUGGGCCGGAGGGAUCCAAUCUGGUCAUGUUGAAACUAGUUGACCCCGCCCCUGUGUCUGAGGGUGCCUCCACCAUCCAUCUUCCGGUAAGGGAGUGUCACAUCACCGAAGGCACCAACUGCACCAUGUAUGGAUGGGGGGAAACCAAAAGUACGGGACACGACGAGGCGCUGAACACGGUGGUGAUGCCGAUGGUCAACAACGACAUGUGCUCGCAGAUCAAGGGCGACGCCGGCGACAGCAGGAUCUGCGCCGGAGGCCGGAGGGGCCAAGGCGUCUGCGACCGAGACAACGGCGGUCCGUUGGUUUGCCAGGAGCACGAGCGCAAAGUCAUAAUCGGCGUGAGCAUCCAAAGGACAAAGUGCGCCUCGUCGCAGCCGGCGCUUUUCGUGAACGUGGCUUUCUACUCGGAGUGGAUAUACAAAGUGUUUAAGCUCUACCCCAGCCCAGAGAGGAACUGAUCAGGACCGUGUCGCAGCCUGCAGGAGGAGGACUCCGCUCGGGCCAGAAACACGGAGGGAGACCUCUCCAAGGCGAAGACAUCACCUUCUGGAAAGUGGCCGUUUUGGGAUUCCGCAGCUGAACUUGUCAUUUAACGGAGAGCGAGAGGCCUUUCUGAGCUGGAAUCUCAUAUUUUCUCCCGCAUUGCAAAUGGAGAGAUCCAAGUAGUUAGCCUUAAUACCGCUUUACAACCAAAGUCCUGGGCACAUGAACGGUGUAAUGAUCCUGUUUGGACUUGUUUAGAGUUUUUGAAGCCAUGCAAACGGACGAUGAGACUCUCGUGAUUCAGUAUCUCCUGGAAUUUACUUGAACCCAACUUUUGGAGGCUACCGCCUGACGUAGCUUCUUAAACUGGGAUUUUCUAUCUUCUUAUACCUUUUUUUUUUUAAAUAACAUAUCGAGCUGGACUACGAAAUGUGUAUUUUUUAUUUUUAGCAACGUGGACAAAUGGCUUCCUCAACAAAAUGAUUCUAGAAUAAUUCACAAAGGAAGAUAAAAGUCAAGAUGAGGUGACCUGUAUGUCUUGGAAAUCCAGCAAAAAAAAAAAAUCUUUCUUCUAAAAAAUCCACUCUUCCCAGCUUUGGCAGACCCUGGCAGUGCUAAUUGUGAGCAGUAGCCGAACUACCUUUUCCCCAGUUAGCUGUAACCGUCAGUUCCCCCACGAGAGGAUCUAAGUAGGACUGAGCAAACGGCUCCCAAAUCUUAUGCUAAUAUUUGUAGCAUGAGAGAGAGAAAAGCCAUGCCAAAUAUAACAUGGCUAUUUGGUCUCCGGUUCGGAGGGAACUGUGGCCCCUGGCGGGCUGUGUGUGGUCAGUAGGAUAUUUUAUUUUAUUAUUUUUGUUUCACGGAAAGUGACGCCGUUUGUACAUACCUGCAGAUUUAUAAUGUUUCUGCUGUGUUGUAAGAUUUUAUAGGUCUUAUAGAUCUGGAGUGCGUUCCUUUGGCUUCUUUUUUGCAUCUGAGUGAGUCGUAUUUAAAGAGAUCCGAGUAGUAUUGAUGUAUAUUUAUUUUUUUCUAACUGAGCAGAAAAUGAACAGUUUGAACAGGAAAUCAUAUUUUGAUGUGAUAUUUAAAUAGUAGUUUUGAUUUUCUGAGACUUAUAGGCCCAUAAAUCUGCAACGUACUGAAGUUACUGAUGUCGUAUAUCUAUAAUUUGGCCACAUUUUUCUUGAACUGAGGAUGCCUGUUUCAUGCUUUUCUCUCCAAAGACACAAUUCAAGAAAGUGAAAGUGGUUUUAUGGAAGUUGCAGUUUUUGAUUCGACUCUUCCAACAAACAUUGAGGCAAAUUCAGGCUUGAAUAUGAUUUAUUGUCUUUGAAUAGCAACAUAAGCAGGGGUAUCAGGAGUUUUGACUCAUGCUGUUGUUGGACUACAAACAUGUGAAUUAAUGUUUUGCUCUAAAGAAUCAGAUUUCAUCUUUUUCUAAUUAGCAAAAACUUGACCUGAAAGGCCAGAUAAUGACCAUCUUCUCCCUUUUAUGAGGAAAAAACACAUUAUUCACUUCUGUUUUCGGAUCUAAGAUGACGUGGAAAAUGCCGCCAUUGCCAGCAAUAAACAAAUAUAAUUUAUUUGGGCUUCAAGGAAGAGGACUGUGUUUUCCCAUCAACAAGUAAAUGAUUGGCCACCUUCAAGAAUUAAACAAAUUACCUGGAUCGCCCGUAACAUUAUGACCACGUGCCUGAUGUUUUACUGGUGCCUGCUUUCUGAACCUUUCUCUCACCUCAGAUCGCCGGAUGAAAUAAAGCAAUCUCCAAAUCAUUUAUGGUAUUGUGACAUAGGUCAGAUAAACCUCCCAGUCAGCCCUGUUUACCCUACUCAUUCCAACGUAUGUGGUCUUACGGUAUAUAUUUGGUUGAGGCACUUAGAAGAACGUAGCGGCUGAACCUCCUGCCUCCUACACAGUGGUGUAGUAUAUAUUAAGCACACAUACGACAUUCAUCAACUUGCAGUGCCUCAACACUGCUGCCCAAUGAGGCACGGCUUAAAUUUGACGUAACGCUCAUCAAAGUCCUGUGAGAGGCGAAGCUGCCUAUAACUCAAUAACCGUUUUAAUCAGUGUUCAUAAUGUUCUGGCCGAUCGGUGGAAAUACAGGUAAAACAAGCAAACAGGUAAUAACCAUCAAGUAUCCACGCCCCUUUGGUGUUUUAUGUUAUUUAAUUGACCUUUGUGUAAAACGUGUAAAUUAUCCUUUGUAAUUUUUGUAAAUAUCUCACUGAAAUAUUUCUAUCUCAUCAUCAUUCUUUUGUCUAUAUGUUUGUAUACUGUAAACUUUGAAUAUAACGGCUGCUAUUUCCUGUUAGUUGUUUUAUAUCAUUGACCUGUUCUGGAUUUUUUUUUUUUUUUUUUAUAGCCUUUGUAUUAUUCCCAUUUUAAUAAACAACUUG